AUGACUGUUCCGGACGAGGUUGAUAUUAUCGUGUGCGGUGGUGGCUCCUCAGGAUGUGUUCCUGCAGGUCGUCUUGCGAAUCUCGAUCACAAGCUUCAGGUAUUGCUGAUCGAGGCUGGCGAGAGCAAUUUGAACAAUCCAUGGGUGUACCGUCCGGGCAUCUACCCGCGGAACAUGAAGCUUGACUCGAAGACGGCAACGUUCUACUAUUCGCGUCCAUCGGAAUGGCUUGAUGGCAGGCGUGCUGUUGUGCCGUGUGCACACAUUCUUGGAGGUGGCAGCUCGAUCAACUUCAUGAUGUACACGCGUGCGUCUGCAUCGGACUAUGACGACUUCAAGACCAAAGGCUGGACUACCAAGGAGCUCAUCCCGCUCAUGAGAAAGCACGAGACGUACCAGAGAGCUUGCAACAACAGAGACAUCCACGGCUUCGAUGGCCCCAUUAAAGUCUCGUUCGGUAACUAUACCUACCCAAUCAUGCAAGACUUCCUGCGUGCUGCAGAAAGCCAAGGAUUUCCCGUGACGGACGAUCUCCAGGACCUGACUACUGGCCACGGAGCGGAACACUGGCUCAAAUGGAUCAACCGUGAUACUGGCCGCAGAUCUGAUGCUGCGUCAGCAUAUAUUCACUCCACGCGUGCCAAGCACCAGAACUUGCAUUUGCAGUGCAACACCAAGGUUGACCGCGUCAUCAUCGAGAACGGUGUUGCAACAGGGGUGGUCACUGUCCCGUCCAAGCCUGUCGGCGGUUACGACAACGUACCACGCCGCACAUUCAAGGCUAGGAAGCUGAUCAUCGUUUCCUGCGGUACACUGAGCAGUCCUCUGGUCUUGCAGCGCUCCGGUAUCGGUGACCCAGAGAAGCUUAAGAAGGCUGGUGUCGAUACCGUUGUUGACCUUCCUGGUGUUGGUCUGAACUUCCAGGACCACUACCUGCAUUUCUCAACAUUUCGUGCCAAGCCCGAGACCGAGUCGUUCGAUGACUUCGUCCGGGGGGACCCUGAGGUACAGAAGCGAGUCUUCGAUGAAUGGAACCUCAAGGGUACUGGCCCAUUGGCCACCAACGGUAUUGAAGCUGGUGUCAAAUCUCGUCCAACGAAGGAGGAGAUGGAAGAGAUGAAGAAUUGGCCUACCAAUGACUUCGUUACGAAGGGCGGUUGGGACUACUUUAAAGACAAGCCUGACAAGCCUGUCAUGCAUUACUCGGUCAUUGCAGGAUGGUUCGGUGAUCACCUUGACAUGCCACCUGGGAAGUUCUUCACUAUGUUCCACUUCCUGGAAUAUCCGUUCUCCCGUGGCUUCACGCAGAUUACCUCUGCUGACCCAUAUGCUCCGCCCGACUUCGACGCUGGCUUUAUGAAUGACAAGAGAGACAUGGCUCCUAUGGUUUGGGGCUACAUUCAGUCCCGUGAGACGGCAAGACGCAUGCACGCAUAUGCCGGAGAGGUCACUGCUAUGCAUCCACAGUACGCAUACAGCUCAGAUGCACGUGCUCGCGACAUGGACAUGGCUACACGCAAUGCAUACGGUGGGCCGAACCACAUUACUGCCAAUAUUCAACACGGCAGCUGGACCAUGCCUGUCGAUAGCGGUGAGGGACCACAGCCGAACUUGCUCAACUCUAACAGCCAGACCUUGUACCGCCCGCUAAAGUAUUCGAAGGAUGACAUCGCUCAUAUUGAGAAAUGGGUCCAACGCCACUGCGAGACCACCUGGCACUCCCUCGGUACCUGCUCCAUGGCACCACGCGAAGGCAACGAUGUCGUGAAGCAUGGUGUGCUCGAUGAGCGUCUCAAUGUUCAUGGUGUCAAGAACCUCAAGGUCUCUGAUCUGUCCAUCUGCCCUGACAACGUUGGCUGCAACACCUUCUCAACUGCGUUGUUGAUCGGCGAGAAGUGUGCUGUGCUUGCUGCUGAGGACCUCGGGUACUCUGGUGAUGCACUGGAAAUGCGGAUUCCGACUUACCAUGUGCCGGGAGAGCUAUCUGGCUUGUCGAGGAUCUGA
This is a messenger RNA of Cyphellophora attinorum, 2004 nucleotides long. RefSeq names its product Alcohol oxidase 1. NCBI's taxonomy places the organism in Eukaryota, Fungi, Ascomycota, Eurotiomycetes, Chaetothyriales, Cyphellophoraceae. The transcript has 5 exons. Bases 1 to 2004 code for a protein of 667 amino acids. Gene Ontology annotation, molecular function: flavin adenine dinucleotide binding; oxidoreductase activity, acting on CH-OH group of donors. The record is from RefSeq and is a predicted model, not a curated record.